Messenger RNA from Melospiza georgiana, 5430 nucleotides. RefSeq names its product macrophage mannose receptor 1-like. NCBI's taxonomy places the organism in Eukaryota, Metazoa, Chordata, Aves, Passeriformes, Passerellidae. Bases 1 to 3948 code for a protein of 1315 amino acids. Gene Ontology annotation, molecular function: signaling receptor activity. The transcript is spliced from 29 exons. The record is from RefSeq and is a predicted model, not a curated record.
AUGAGGUUCUCCAGGUUUCUAGUUUUCCUUUCCCUCAUGCAAUGUUCACUACAGUCAUCAGUUACUUUUACAUUGCGAGGAAAUGCCAAUGGACAGCCUUGUGUAUUCCCUUUCAAAUACAAAGACAAGCAGUACAAUGAGUGCACAGAUGCUGGCAGGUCAGAUGGGCUGCUCUGGUGUGCAACAACUGCAGAUUUUGAUGCUGAUAAACUCUAUGGAUUUUGCCCACUGAAAAAUGACACCAAACGAUUUUGGACAGAAGAUGUUUCAACGGGCAUUCACUAUCAGAUAAACUCAGAAUCAGCUCUAACAUGGCACCAAGCAAGGAAAAGCUGUCAGCAGCAAAAUGCAGAACUCCUAAGCAUUACAGAGGCUCAGGAGCAAGCAUAUGUAGGAGAGCUAACUAAAGAAUUUGGUUUUGCCUUCUGGAUUGGAUUGAAUGCUUUGGAUUUCAACAGUGGAUGGCAAUGGGCUGGGGGCUGCCCUUUCAGAUAUUUAAACUGGGCUCCAGGAAGUCCCUUCCUGCUCCCUGGGAAAAUCUGUGGACUGUUGAAUCCCAGAAAGAAUGGUAAAUGGGAAAACCAGGCAUGCAACCAGAGACUAGGCUACAUUUGUAAAAAAGGAUCCUUCAGUUCAAAGCCUGACAUUAUGCCCAAAGGGGAAUUGAAGCCUGUUCAGUGCAGAGAUGGCUGGUGGCCAUAUGCAGGGCACUGCUACAGCAUUCACCGGGAACCCAAAACAUGGGAAGAUGCUCUGUCUUCAUGUAAAAAGCAAGAUGGAGAUUUGGCAAGCAUCCACAACAUUGCUGAAUACAGCUUUCUAGUGUCACAGCUUGGUUACAAGCCAACAGAAGAGCUGUGGCUGGGUCUGAAUGACCUGAAGACUCGCUUCUACUUUGAGUGGAGUGACGGGACCCCUGUGACGUUCACCAAGUGGCAGCGCCGGCAUCCCGCGCACACCAGCGGUGCGGAGCGCUGCGCCGCCAUGGAGGGGCAGGAUGGAUACUGGGCAAAUGAUGCUUGUAAUAAGCAACUUGGUUACAUCUGUAAAAAGAAGCCUUCAUCACAAUCCUCUCAAAAAGAGAGAAUCGAGGACCUAGGCUGCCAGAAAGGUUGGAAAAGAUAUGGUUUUCACUGUUACUUGGUGGGUUCUGCACUUUUGACAUUCUCAGAAGCAAAUAAGACAUGUGAACAGAGCAAAGCCUAUCUAGCUACGGUGGAAAGCAGGAACGAGCAAACCUUUCUGAUUAGUCUGACGGGGCUGAGGUCUGAAGAAUAUUUCUGGAUUGGUCUGUCUGACACAGAAGAACGAGGGAGUUUCAGGUGGACCAAUGGAGAAACUGCUCAUUUCACACACUGGAACACAGCCAUGCCAGGGAAAGAGCAAGGCUGUGUUGUCACGGGAACUGGAAUUGCAGCUGGAUUAUGGGAUGUUGUUAGCUGUGAGAAGACAUGGAAUUAUCUUUGCAAGCAGCGGGCAGCAGGAGCUCCACCUCCUGCUCCUCCAGAGCAGGUUCCUGGGGCUGAGUGUGCCACAGGCUGGGACAGAGCCCCGCGGGCUGGCUCCUGCCUCAGAUUUUUUGUGAGAGAGGGAAACCAAAAGAAGUCUUGGUUUGAAGCUGAAGAAUUCUGUAGAGAAAUAGGUGGAAAUCUGGUCACAAUCAAUACAAAAGAAGAUCAAAUUUUAAUAUGGCAAUUAGCUUUGGACAAAGGACUGAACACUCAGGCUUUCUGGAUUGGUUUGUUUCUCUUAAAUCCUGAUGAAGGAUUUUCCUGGAUUGAUGGCUCCCCUGUAAUUUAUGAGAACUGGGAGGAAGAUGAACCCAACAACUACAAAGAACUUGAACAUUGUGUUAUGUUUAAUGGAUCACCCCAAAUGCGCUGGAACGACUUGCGCUGUGAACAUUUACUUAAUUGGAUUUGUGAAACAAAAAAAGGUACAUUGAUAAAGCCUGAAGCAAACUACAAGCUUGACUAUCAGCUCACCAGUGAUGGAUGGAUUAUAUAUGAAAAUAAGCAGUACUAUUUCAGCAAAGAGCAUGUCCAUAUGGAAGAAGCACGGAGAAUUUGUCAGAAGAACUUUGCUGAUCUUGUUGUCAUUGAGAAAGAAAGCAAAAGACGAUUUCUGUGGCACUAUAUUUACACAAAACACAGAGGAAAAUCAUUUUUCAUUGGCUUAGUUGUCAGCUUUGAUCAGAGAUUCAGAUGGCUGGAUGACAGCCCGGUGAAUUAUGUUGCCUGGGCUCCAAAUGAACCCAAUUUUGCAAACAAUGAUGAAAAUUGUGUGGUGAUGUCAGAAGAUUUUGGCUUAUGGAAAGACAUAAGUUGUGCUGUGCAAAAUGCCUUUAUCUGUGAAAGGCAAAAUUCAACUUACUCAGGAUUUGCUCCUCCUGUGAUUCGACCUUUGGGAGGAUGUCCUGAAACUUGGCUUUUGUUUAAAAAUAAGUGUUAUAAAAUAUUUGGAUCCAGAGAAGAAGAGAAACUAACUUGGCACUCAGCAAGAAGUGUUUGUAGAGAAUUAGGGGGAAAUUUGGCCUCUAUACACAAUAACCAAGUGCAAGCUUUCCUCACCUUUCACCUAAAGGAUGUUGCCAGUGAAACAUGGAUUGGGCUGAAUGACAUUAACAGUGAGAAUACAUAUCUCUGGACAGAUGGAAGCGUUUUUGACUAUUCAAAUUGGGCCCCAGGAUUCCCAUUCAGAGAUAAAUUCAUGGUGGUUGACUGGAAGUAUAUCACAAUAGAGACUGAUUGCAUUGCAAUGACAAGAAGGUCUGUAGAUGGUGCAGGAUUAUGGGAAAAUACUGACUGCCAGCACAAUAAAAGCUAUAUUUGCCAGAUGGACAGCGAGCCUGAACUGUUUCACCCCACAAGUGCUCCAGAUUUCAAUUUUGUCCAUUAUGGCAACAGCAGCUAUUUAAUAAUUCCUUCUAAAAUGAAUUGGGAAGAAGCAAGAAAAGCAUGCAAGGAGAAAUCUUCAGAGCUUGCCAGCAUUUUUGAUUAUUACAGUAAUAUAUUCUUGCUGCUGCAGGCAGUGCAGUAUGGAGAGCCCUUAUGGAUUGGGCUCAACAGCAAUGUGAAUUAUGGAUAUUAUCGAUGGACCAAUAAAAGGAAAGUAAGUUUUUCUAAGUGGGACUAUAGGGAACCAAAACAGAAAAUAGCCUGUGUCUAUCUCGCACUCUCUGGGAGAUGGAAAACAGCACAUUGUGAUGAGAAACACCUUCCUGUCUGCAAAAAAUCUGAAGAUGUAGUUCCUUCUGACCCUCCCCAGGAUAUUGGACAAUGUCCUGAAUCUGAUCACAUAUCUUGGAUUCCUUUCCGAAGCCACUGCUAUAACUUCAAUGCCAAUGAAAUGAGCUGGGCUCAGUCUGUGACUCAGUGCAUUCAAUCAGGUGGUAUGUUGGCUUCUGUAGAAGAUCUGUAUGAAUCAAACUUUUUAAUAGAACAUGCAGAUUUAUAUGCAAGCAAGACAAGUGGCUUCUGGAUAGGAAUAUACAGAAAUGUAAAUGGGCAGCUGCUCUGGCUGGACAACAGUGCCUUGGACUUUGUCAACUGGGCAGAGGGGCAGCCCUCGGGGGACGAGCUGGCGUUCUGCGUGGAGCUGUCUGCAGCCACGGGCUACUGGAGUGUCCUGCCCUGCUCCUCCCAAAAGGGCUUUAUUUGUAAGAAAACAAAGACUAUUCUUAAAGCAGCUGGAGACGUGGAAGAUGCCAAAAAGAACAAAGCCAGUGGUCACCUGAAUAUGUGGAUACUACUUACUCUGGUCCUCAUAAUUUUAUUGGGGAUGGGCUUCAUUAUUUAUUUCUUGUUCAAGAUCAAACCUGGAAGUGGAACUGGAAGAGAGGUGAGGCGGAGCAGCAGGCAGCUGGAAUACACCCGUGCCCUAAGUGCAGAGGACAAUGGAAGUGAUGCUACCAGCAACAAAGAAAAAAAUGAACACAGUGUUGUCUGAUGGGAUAACACAGCCAAACUAAAAUGGUUAAGCUGAAAAAAUAUAGCUGAACAAAAGGAAACCUUAGUCUCUCUUAGAUGUAACUUUCAUAGCUGUAGCAUGUAACUUUUAAUAUGAAGUAAAACUGGCAGUUAUUCCUUUUGUGAAGACUAGGAACUAUUGCUGUAUGCUCCUCAAUAAAUACUCUCAUGUAUUUAUUGACUUAGAACUGUACAAAAUGGCUAAUUAAGCAAGCAAGGAAAAGAACUAGUGGGAAUUUGGAUUUUAAAGUUAUGGGUUACUUAUUCAGGAAUUUGUGACAGCAUCACAUACAGAGUCAAGACUAACACUGAGCACUUUUUGCAGAGCCAGCAGCCCUAGUUCCAGCACUUUGAGAGUACCUCACCUUACUGUUCUGAAGCAUGCACACUGUUACUUAAGUGAUGUUUGGAACAAACAGAGAUUUACAUGAAUUGUUUGCCCACAUUGCUGCCCUUUUCUUAUAUCCUAUACAUAAAUAUCUUCCUUGUGAUAGUAUUGUAAGUGAAACGCAAAUACUUGUCCUUCAUUCAUGGAUUCAACUUGAAUUUUGCAAAACAAAUAAAUCUUUACAUACAGUCUUAUUCUAUGACUAUGAAUGUUUUUUAUCAAUUAUGAACGUGAGACUGUAUCAAUAAACAAUCUAUAUAUUACACAAUAACAUUUCAGUGUUUAAUUAGCAUGUGGAGAUGACACAUGGUUUGUCGGUCUAAUGAGUCUUCUUCCUUAAAAAAGACACUGACAGGAGGAGACACAGAAAUGUCAACAAGGCAUAUGACUAAAAAAAACCAUAAGUAAACAAUAAAAUAAAGUAGUUGCCAAAUAAAUUUUGAAAUAAUGCAUUCCUGGUUUUAUUCCACUUGAUCACUCAUUUUAGGACAGCUUUGCUCACUAUCCUCCAUUUCUCUGAUAAAUGGACUGAUAACUGGGCACUGUGUCCAUGAUUCAGGCCAGUAAGAGAGUGUGGCACAAAACAGUGCCUUGCUAGUGAAAUGUUUCAGAGAUUUACUGAGAUGUUUAAGUUUUCUAGGAAUUCUCUGUUGUUUAUGGCAUUCUGAAGAAAAAAGAUCUCAAGGAUCUCUGGGAAUUAAAAACCUUUAGAAAGUGCAUAAGAACUGCAGAGGAGAUGUUACAUUGGAUUGACAAUUUAUAGAUAUGUCAUUUAAACAAAACAUAUUGCAGAGAAUGAGGAAUAAAGGCAUUUUUUUACUCAAACUGCUUUUAAUGACAGUCAUCUUGAUCUUCUUUUUUAGCCCUUGUGUAAGUUAAAAAGAAUACAAUUUUUCUUUUUUUAAUAAAUAUGGAACUGGAUUCUGUGCUGUUUGAUGGCUACUGAUAAAGGCAAAGUAAAUUGAAAGAAUAAACAGAUGAAAAAAUCCAACAUAAUAUCAUUAUUUAAAUGUUUUAUAUUUUAUAUUGAUAACACAACUCCAAAGACUGUAUUGUGUGAAUGAGUUUCUUCUA